Salvia splendens (bonfire salvia) is the source of this 2990-nucleotide messenger RNA. RefSeq lists its product as uncharacterized. The record is from RefSeq and is a predicted model, not a curated record. The coding region runs from base 780 to 2609 and encodes 609 amino acids. NCBI's taxonomy places the organism in Eukaryota, Viridiplantae, Streptophyta, Magnoliopsida, Lamiales, Lamiaceae. The transcript is spliced from 6 exons.
AGGCUCUCUACAUUCAUAUUUAAAUCCAUCGUCGAUGAAAUAUUAUGUUAAUUUCGCCACCUGCAUUUUUCCUGCUUGCAAACCGUAAACUGCAAACACGCUGAACAACUGUGAAUUCACAAUCUUUCCGUUUUCUUCGUGCCAAAAAUUUGACGCUUUUUCAGAGCAAAAGAAACGACGCUAUAAACUGUUUUGUGGUGAAGUUUUACUGCUCGCAGUGUGCCGAUUGUUGGAGGGGAUAGGGUUUUGUACGAUCCCUGUUUGGGGGAUUUUUGAUGAGGCAGAAUACAGUUUUUUUGGGGGAAUUUUUAAAAUUCAGGUAUUGUCUUCUCCGGUCCGGUGCAUACCAUAUUCUGUUGCGCUGUCAGUUAAUGGUUUUGUGACAUUUGAAGCGAGAGAAGAUUGUAUAUUGGGGAUUUAAUUGGGUAUUUUGGAGUUGAAUAUUACAGAGAAAUGAGGGGUUGUUAAGUGGGCUGAGAGGGAAAAUUGUUAGGAAUGGAGUAGGAAGAAUUUCCCCAAGGCAUUGUUGAUUGAAUAUUACAUUCUGCUAAGGAUUGUGGGACAGUUAAGUAGGACGGUUGUAUUCCUGGGGGUUGGGGAAAGUUUGGUUUCCAGGAGUUAAUACACCUUGUAAAAGGCACUGUUGUUUCUUUAAUGUUCUCGUUUUUCGUGGGUCUAAAGCACCUUACAUUCAAAAGGAAUUGUUGGGGAUAAUCAGGACUGUGUUGUGGCAUUAGAAUUUAUUCUUUCUAAGAAUAGCUAGAUCAUGUCUGGUGCUGAUGGAGAGAACUGAGCCUGCAUUAGUUCCAGAAUGGUUGAGAUGCACAAGAAAUUUUUCCGGAGGUGGAGCCUCAGUCCAUCUCUCAGAUGCUUCUUCUUCUGUACACUCCACAAGAAGUAGGCCUUUUAGGAGCAACAGUGAGAAGGAAAGCUCACAUUACCUUCAGAGAAGUUCUUCAUCCAAUUCUAGGCGUAGCUCAGGUAUAAAUGGCUCUACGAAGCAUCCGUAUAGUAGUUUCUCAAGGAGCCACUGGGACAGAAACCGUGACAGAGAGAAGGAGAAGUCUAUAUCUGAUGACAUCUGGGAGCAUGACCCUUUGGAGAGCAUUUUAAAUAGUAGAGUUGAGAGAAAUUCUUUGAGGCGUUCUCAAUCAUUGGUUUCAAGAAAGACUGGUGAACCUUCACCUCGAAGAGUAGAUAAAAAGGACUCGCCUAUUAGUGAGAAUGGUGCCCUUUCGCGGGGGAGCAAUCUAAACGUAAUCCAGAAGUCUGUGUUUGAAAAGGAUUUUCCAUCACUUGGGACUGAAGAUAAGCAAGGUGUAGCUGGAAUUAGGAGAGCCUCAUCUCCUGGUUUGAGUUCAGCUGUUCAAAGUUUACCCGUGGGCAGCUCAGGAUUUCUUGGUGGUGAGAAAUGGACUUCUGCUUUAGCAGAGGUGCCUGCUGCUGUUGCAAAUAAUGGCACAGGUCACUCUCAUGCUCAACAGAAUGUUUCUACAUUUCCAAAUUCAUCUUCUGGGGUUUCUGUUAUGGCAGGUCUUAAUAUGGCUGAGGCACUAUCACAGCCUGCAGCUCGCAGUCAUGCUAAUCCCCAGCUACCUGAUAAAGGUCAGAGACUUGAGGAGUUGGCCAUCAAGCAAUCGAGGCAAUUAAUUCCUGUGACACCUUCAAUGCCUAAACCAUUGGUUCCUGGUGCUGGAGAUAAAUUAAAACAGUCAAAAAUCGCUCUGAGAACUAAUGAUAUGACUGUGGCUCCCAAGGCUGUUCAUUCACUGCCCCAUUCUUCUCAUUCUGCUAAUCAAUCUCGUGCUGGACAAAGCAGGUUUGAUUCUGCCAACAACCCCCAUGUUGGAAAGUUUCUGGUUCUUAAACCAGGUUGUGAAAGUAUCCCUGUUGGGCAAAAGGAUGUAUGUUGUGCAACUGGUAAUGCCAAUGGAAAAGUAGUUAAAGAUGGCCAGGUUGCUACGGGUUCAUGUACUGCAGUUGCACCAAUUAGUGCGAGCAAUUCCAUGGUUUCUGUACUUGAAAACAAGUCUGCUGCUCUAUCACUAGGUUCAAGAUCCUCUAUGGAAAAGAAACCGACCCAAUCUCUGGCACAAAGCAGAAGUGAAUUCUUUAAUCUCAUGAGGAGGAAAUCCUCAGUCCGUGCUCCUGCCGUUCACUCAGAUUCAAGUUUGGAUACUCUAUCUCCCAGUGCAAAGACAUCUGUAGAAAAUUAUAAAGAAGGCUAUGCUGCUACUACCACUCCUUGUGUUUUAGAGAAUGGCAACCAGAUGGUGUGUAAUGGUGAUAGAUAUGAUAUUACGGAGAAGACCAGGGGAUGUCUUCCGCAUGUCGGAGACAGUAGCUUGUCUUGUCAUGGAUACAUUUAUCCAGAUGCAGAAGAGGCUGCUUUCCUUCGUUCACUUGGCUGGGAGGAAAAUAGCGGGGAAGACGAAGGAUUGACUGAGGAAGAGAUAAAUUCUUUUUAUCAGGAGUACAUGAAGCAGAAGCCAUCCUUGGAGGUGUGUCAAAGCUCGCAGCCCAAGUACCCUACAGCAUCUAAACUUCCCAAUCCCAUUUCAGACGAAGUUGCUGACUCCAGCUCUCCUGAGUCUGAAGCUGAAUCUUGAUUCACGAGACCAUGCUGGAAGUUAUCUGGAGGAUUCAAUUUUGUUGGCAGAGUACUUUUUGGUGAUUGCUUUUGUUCUAGAGGAGAGCUAAGGUUUUUGCUUGAUAAGGAUAUUUGGCUGUGGAUAUUGGCAGAAUUGAGGGAUGGUAUAAUAAAUAGUUGGCACCUGAUAUUGGCAGAAAAGGCAUCUUGUUGAGCGGUCUACAUCCGAAAGAAAGGAUGAUAUAGGGGAUGAUGCAGUCUUGCAUUUUGCAUCGACAGUCGUUGGUAGGACUUCUUUUUGAUAUUUCCUCCUUUCUUUCUAGUGGUUGGGAAAAGAAGUUGCCCAUGUUUGAUUAAUUUUACUCCAUGAAAAAGGAAAUGAAAAUGGGUUACAGAUUUA